UUUCAACAACUCGUCAUCUGUAACCAUAGUCCUGUGUGGGGACGUCGGGAUCACAGACAGCGGACGAUUUGCAUACGCAAUGUGGCAACUGGUUCUUCUGUUCGGAUUUCCCGCCGUCGUGCUGGCCUUCUGCUACAUCCGGGUUAUACUGAUUCUGUGGAUUAGCACGCGCCAGCUGCAGACGAUGACGUCCCCUCAGAGGUCGUACGGCAACUGGCGGAGUAACGGCAGGGACAACGGCAACGUCUCCCAGCGUUCUGACACGUCGAGGUUUCUCCGAAACAAAGUGCCAAGCACACCGGGCGAGGAAGCGCUGCUAGCCAGGAGACAGGUCAUCAAGAUGCUGAUCGUCAUUAUAGCCGUGUUUCUCGUCUGCUGGGGACCUAAACUCAUCAUUCACGUCAUGAAGAAGUUCCAGGUGAAGGCACUGUACACACAGACUUCGUUCAACCUCAUCAUUGCUCUUGGCUGUUUGCCAUACAUCCAAUCGUGUCUGAACCCGCUCAUAUACGUGCUGAUGUCCAAGGCGAUCCGGAAGCGGAUAUACAACGCCCUCUCUCGGUACUGCUGUCUAUGCAACGUCCUCUCCCGUUCGUCAGGGAGGCACGUUAACGAGUUCGUAUUGACCAAUCACAGCGCAACGGGACAAACUAAUAUUAAAACGACACUGGACACUUACAGAAGUUACGGUGCUAAUGAGGUUACUGACGUAUAAACAUAAACAUAAUAUAUGCUAUUAUUAUUAUUAUUAUUAUUAUUAUUAAUAUUAUUAAUUAUUAUUAUUAUUAAUAAGGGAAAAACAAGUUUGUAUUUCCCUUAUGUAUUGAGUACAUCGA
Messenger RNA from Gigantopelta aegis, 836 nucleotides. Its product is annotated as cholecystokinin receptor-like. The coding region runs from base 80 to 715 and encodes 211 amino acids. Gene Ontology annotation, molecular function: neuropeptide receptor activity. The record is from RefSeq and is a predicted model, not a curated record. Gene Ontology annotation, biological process: neuropeptide signaling pathway. The transcript has 4 exons. Gene Ontology annotation, cellular component: membrane. Lineage: Eukaryota; Metazoa; Mollusca; Gastropoda; Neomphalida; Peltospiridae.